AUGUCUAACGACCCGGUCAACAAGCAAAGAGAGGCCGCAGCACCCUUUUGGGAUGGCGAACCAGACAGCAGGCCAGAACACUCGCCUUACGCCAGUCAAGUCUGUGCCGUAUACUUCCAAGGAAAUGGACCCCUCCAUAUCCCUCACGUACUCCUGCAUCAGAGUGUCGAGCUUACUUCCCGAAGCGUCGCGACAGACUGUUUCUCUUCGUCGUUACGCGACCUUCACUUGGACGAUAUCGACUACAAUACCGGCCAUGUCCUUAUUCACUUUAUGACCACCGGCAGGUAUCAAUGCCUGAAGCCACAGGGAGAGACUAUUAUGAUGAGGUAUGCAUCCGAGUUUACAACUGCACUCCGCGUGUACGCCGCAGCCCAAUCCUUUCAAUUGCCCUCUCUUCGUGAUCUGGCAAGAAGAGAGAUGAUCGCACUCGGCGACAGGUUGAGCUUGCCUUCCUUGGUUGAUAUCAUGGAAGAGUCAAGUCUGUCAUUGAGCACUCUCCCGGGAAUAGCCGCGUAUGUUGAGUCGCGCAUCCUUGCUUUUGCCGAGAACAUUACCUAUCCAACUUCAGAAAAGGUACUCUCUGAGAUUGGAACUCCCAACACGCUCAGCAUGGUACUUUUGAAGGCUAUUCUGCUGCUUCAAACUUCAAAAGUAUCUCUACGUGAUGAUUCACUUCGGAAGGAGGAACCCGUAGAGAUUCUCCGAGGUCUCAGCGAUACCGGACCCAUAGCAAAAGGCAAGGCUUCGGAUGUGGAUCAAGCUAUGAAGGAAGCCGAGGAGCAAGCAGCCAAGAGGGCCGAAGAAAAGGCUGCUGCUGCCGCUAUUGCCGUGGCGCAAAGAAUUGCUGAGGCUCAGGCGACUGAAGCAGUUCAUGAAGAGGGGGAAAUUGCUUGCUUAUUAGAAAAAAAGGCACGCAGAGGAGGCAGACUUAUCAAAAAAGACCAAGAUAGGCUUUCCACACUCGAGUAUAAUACCGCAAAGAGAAGUGAAGCUCGGGCUGCUCGUGAAAUUGCGGAAGCAAAAAUUGCCCACGCAUUAAGUGCCCCCGCUGCAGACAAGGUCGACCUUUCGCUGUUGUGGGCCGCCAGGAAUGGAAGCGAGGCCAUGGUCAAGAUGCUCCUCGACAUGGGCAAGGUCGACGUUGAUGCGAAAGACAAGAACGGCCAGACGCCGUUGUCGUGGGCCGCUGAGAAUGGACACGAGGCCGUGGUCAAGAUGCUCGUCGACACGGGCAAGGUCGACUUUGAUGCGAAAGAUUACAUUGGCCGGACGCCGCUGUCGUUGGCCGCUGAGAAUGGACACGAGGCCGUGGUCAAGAUGCUCGUCGACACGGGCAAGGUCGACUUUGAUGCGAAAGACAAGAACGGCCGGACGCCGCUGUUGUGGGCCGCUGAGAAUGGACACGAGGCCGUGGUCAAGAUGCUCGUCGACACGGGCAAGGCCGACGUUGAUGCAAAAGACAACAAUGGCCAGACGCCGUUGUCGUGGGCCGCUAGGAAUGGAUGUGAGGCAGUGGUCAAGAUGCUCGUCGACACGGGCAAGGCCGACGUUGAUGCGAAAGAUUACAUUAGCCGGACGCCGCUAUGGUGGCCCGCUAGGAGUGGACACGAGGCCGCGGUCAAGGUGCUCCUCGAUACGGGCAAGGCCGACGUUAAUGCGAAGGACAUAGAGAACAGCCAGACACCGCUGUGGUGGGCCGCUGGGAAUGGACAUGAAGCCGUGGUCAAGAUGCUCCUCGACACGGGCAAGGCCGACGUUGAUGCGAAAGAUUACAUUAGCCGGACGCCGCUAUGGUGGCCCGCUAGGAGUGGACACGAGGCCGCGGUCAAGGUGCUCCUCGAUACGGGCAAGGCCGACGUUAAUGCGAAGGACAUAGAGAACAGCCAGACACCGCUGUGGUGGGCCGCUGGGAAUGGACAUGAAGCCGUGGUCAAGAUGCUCCUCGACACGGGCAAGGCCGACGUUGAGGCGAAAGACACGCAGUAUGGCCGGACGCCGCUGUCGUGGGCUGCUGAGAAUGGACACGAGGCCGUGGUCAAGAUGCUCGUCGACACGGGCAAGGCCGACGUUGAUGCGAAAGAUUACAUUAGCCGGACGCCGCUAUGGUGGCCCGCUAGGAGUGGACACGAGGCCGCGGUCAAGGUGCUCCUCGAUACGGGCAAGGCCGACGUUAAUGCGAAGGACAUAGAGAACAGCCAGACGCCGCUGUGGUGGGCCGCUGGGAAUGGACAUGAAGCCGUGGUCAAGAUGCUCCUCGACACGGGCAAGGCCGACGUUGAGGCGAAAGACACACAGUAUGGCCGGACGCCGCUGUCGUGGGCUGCUGAGAAUGGACACGAGGCCGUGGUCAAGAUGCUCGUCGACACGGGCAAGGCCGACGUUGAUGCGAAAGAUUACAUUAGCCGGACGCCGCUAUGGUGGCCCGCUAGGAGUGGACACGAGGCCGCGGUCAAGGUGCUCCUCGAUACGGGCAAGGCCGACGUUAAUGCGAAGGACAUAGAGAACAGCCAGACACCGCUGUGGUGGGCCGCUGGGAAUGGACAUGAAGCCGUGGUCAAGAUGCUCCUCGACACGGGCAAGGCCGACGUUGAGGCGAAAGACACGCAGUAUGGCCGGACGCCGCUGUCGUGGGCUGCUGAGAAUGGACACGAGGCCGUGGUCAAGAUGCUCGUCGACACGGGCAAGGCCGACGUUGAUGCGAAAGAUUACAUUAGCCGGACGCCGCUAUGGUGGCCCGCUAGGAGUGGACACGAGGCCGCGGUGAAGGUGCUCCUCGAUACGGGCAAGGCCGACGUUAAUGCGAAGGACAUAGAGAACAGCCAGACGCCGCUGUGGUGGGCCGCUGGGAAUGGACAUGAAGCCGUGGUCAAGAUGCUCCUCGACACGGGCAAGGCCGACGUUGAGGCGAAAGACACACAGUAUGGCCGGACGCCGCUGUCGUGGGCUGCUGAGAAUGGACACGAGGCCGUGGUCAAGAUGCUCGUCGACACGGGCAAGGCCGACGUUGAUGCGAAAGAUUACAUUAGCCGGACGCCGCUAUGGUGGCCCGCUAGGAGUGGACACGAGGCCGCGGUCAAGGUGCUCCUCGAUACGGGCAAGGCCGACGUUAAUGCGAAGGACAUAGAGAACAGCCAGACACCGCUGUGGUGGGCCGCUGGGAAUGGACAUGAAGCCGUGGUCAAGAUGCUCCUCGACACGGGCAAGGCCGACGUUGAGGCGAAAGACACGCAGUAUGGCCGGACGCCGCUGUCGUGGGCUGCUGAGAAUGGACACGAGGCCGUGGUCAAGAUGCUCGUCGACACGGGCAAGGCCGACGUUGAUGCGAAAGAUUACAUUAGCCGGACGCCGCUAUGGUGGCCCGCUAGGAGUGGACACGAGGCCGCGGUCAAGGUGCUCCUCGAUACGGGCAAGGCCGACGUUAAUGCGAAGGACAUAGAGAACAGCCAGACGCCGCUGUGGUGGGCCGCUGGGAAUGGACAUGAAGCCGUGGUCAAGAUGCUCCUCGACACGGGCAAGGCCGACGUUGAGGCGAAAGACACACAGUAUGGCCGGACGCCGCUGUCGUGGGCUGCUGAGAAUGGACACGAGGCCGUGGUCAAGAUGCUCGUCGACACGGGCAAGGCCGACGUUGAUGCGAAAGAUUACAUUAGCCGGACGCCGCUAUGGUGGCCCGCUAGGAGUGGACACGAGGCCGCGGUCAAGGUGCUCCUCGAUACGGGCAAGGCCGACGUUAAUGCGAAGGACAUAGAGAACAGCCAGACACCGCUGUGGUGGGCCGCUGGGAAUGGACAUGAAGCCGUGGUCAAGAUGCUCCUCGACACGGGCAAGGCCGACGUUGAGGCGAAAGACACGCAGUAUGGCCGGACGCCGCUGUCGUGGGCUGCUGAGAAUGGACACGAGGCCGUGGUCAAGAUGCUCGUCGACACGGGCAAGGCCGACGUUGAUGCGAAAGAUUACAUUAGCCGGACGCCGCUAUGGUGGCCCGCUAGGAGUGGACACGAGGCCGCGGUCAAGGUGCUCCUCGAUACGGGCAAGGCCGACGUUAAUGCGAAGGACAUAGAGAACAGCCAGACACCGCUGUGGUGGGCCGCUGGGAAUGGACAUGAAGCCGUGGUCAAGAUGCUCCUCGACACGGGCAAGGCCGACGUUGAGGCGAAAGACACGCAGUAUGGCCGGACGCCGCUGUCGUGGGCUGCUGAGAAUGGACACGAGGCCGUGGUCAAGAUGCUCGUCGACACGGGCAAGGCCGACGUUGAUGCGAAAGAUUACAUUAGCCGGACGCCGCUAUGGUGGCCCGCUAGGAGUGGACACGAGGCCGCGGUCAAGGUGCUCCUCGAUACGGGCAAGGCCGACGUUAAUGCGAAGGACAUAGAGAACAGCCAGACGCCGCUGUGGUGGGCCGCUGGGAAUGGACAUGAAGCCGUGGUCAAGAUGCUCCUCGACACGGGCAAGGCCGACGUUGAGGCGAAAGACACACAGUAUGGCCGGACGCCGCUGUCGUGGGCUGCUGAGAAUGGACGCGAGGCCGUGGUCAAUAUGCUCCUCGAUACGGGCAAGGUCGACCUUGACGCAAAAGACGAGACCGGCCAGACGUAUUAA
Messenger RNA from Fusarium poae, 4602 nucleotides. RefSeq lists its product as uncharacterized. The transcript has 2 exons. NCBI's taxonomy places the organism in Eukaryota, Fungi, Ascomycota, Sordariomycetes, Hypocreales, Nectriaceae. Gene Ontology annotation, molecular function: protein binding. Gene Ontology annotation, cellular component: nucleus; cytoplasm. The coding region runs from base 1 to 4602 and encodes 1533 amino acids. The record is from RefSeq and is a predicted model, not a curated record.